Molecule: messenger RNA, 1576 nt
Organism: Dendrobium catenatum
Lineage: Eukaryota; Viridiplantae; Streptophyta; Magnoliopsida; Asparagales; Orchidaceae
Product: polygalacturonase ADPG2
Exons: 3
Coding region: 102-1472 (456 amino acids)
Biological process (GO): carbohydrate metabolic process
Molecular function (GO): polygalacturonase activity
Source: RefSeq, a predicted model, not a curated record
ACCGCCCACCAGAAAUAAAAAAAUGGGAUUACGUAUGAAUCGCCUAUACGGGUCAAACAAGGGCAUUGAAAUACUCUUCGGCUCCAAUCACUAUCCGCAAAAUGUCUGCCCUAAUUGUCUUCUUUCUCAUCUCCCUGUACUCUCCCUGCAUUGCCUCGCUCACCUUUUCCGUCUCUGAAUUCGGAGCCGUCGGCGACGGCAUCCACUACGACACUAACCAUAUCCAAUCCGCAAUCGACACCUGCGCUUCUGCCGGCGGCGGCCGAGUAAUUUUCCCUGCCGGGGGCGACUACCUCACUGGUACGCUGUUCCUACGGUCCCACGUAAUCCUAGAAGUGGAGGGCGGAGCAAGGAUUCUUGGCGGCACCAGGGAGGAAGACUACCCAAAGGAGUCGUCGCGGUGGUACGUUGUGCUCGCGGAGAACGCUACCGGGGCGGGGAUUACCGGCGGCGGGGAGAUUAAUGGGCAGAGUUCGGCUUUCGUUGUUCGGCCUGAUGUGAGGAAGAAUGUGAUGGUGAGUUGGAACCGUACUGGGGCAUGUUUGGGAGAUGAGUGCCGGCCGCGGUUAGUUGGGUUUGUUGAUUCGAAGGAGGUGCGGGUUUGGGAUAUCACGCUGAACCAACCAGCUUAUUGGUGUUUACAUUUAGUAAGAUGCGAUGACACUAAGAUUCAUGACAUAGCAAUAUAUGGAGAUUUCAACACACCAAACAAUGAUGGGAUUGACAUUGAGGAUUCAAACAAUACAAUCAUAACACGAUGUCAUAUCGACACAGGAGAUGAUGCUAUUUGCCCCAAGUCUUCAACGGGGCCUGUGUAUAAUUUGAGAGUAAUGGAUUGUUGGAUUCGCACAAAAUCUAGUGCAAUCAAGCUUGGAAGUGCAAGCUGGUUUGAUUUCAAGAAGUUCUUGUUUGACAACAUCACAAUCUUUGAAUCACAUAGAGGUCUCGGAAUGCAAAUUCGUGAUGGAGGAAAUGUCAGUGACGUUAUCUUCUCAAACAUCAAAAUAAGCACGAGAUACUAUGAUCCCUUAUGGUGGGGAAGAGCGGAGCCAAUCUACAUCACAACAUGCCCUAGGGAUUCCACUUCUAAAUCUGGUUUCAUUUCUAACAUCCUCUUUGAAAAUAUAUCUGCAGUAUCAGAAAAUGGAGUAUUCUUGUCUGGUUCAAGAAAUGGAAUUCUGAGUAACAUUAAAUUCAAAAAUGUUAAUAUAACUUACAAAAGGUGGACAAAAUAUCCUGGUGGAUUGUAUGAUUAUAGACCUGGAUGUCAGGAUUUAGUUAACCACAGCACCUCAGGAAUGAUGAUGGAGCACAUUGAUGGUUUGGAUCUUGAAAAUGUAAACAUGAAGUGGUUUAAAAGCAAUGUUAAAGAGUGGAUUUUCCCUUUGCAAUUUAAGGGUGCCAAUGUGAAUAAAUUGUCCUUUCAUGAUUGGAAUUCUGAAAUCCUUAAUAUUACAGGAGUUCUCAAAUAGAAUGGUGGCUUAAACCUCAUUGUAAUGAUUUCAAUGCUAGGAGAAUUUGGGCCUUGUACAUGUCAGACUGUCUCAUUGUAAUAAAGGCUUUUUAUGUGUUUGCA